GGCCGAGCCCGGGGCCGCCACCACCCGGAGCCGCUGCGGCCCUUUAAGGCUCCAGUUGGUUCUCCCGGAAGCCGCCUGACGCGAGCAGCUCGUGGGAUUCCUUCCGCACAGUGACGUCACUCCUGGCUGAGAGGGCGGUGCGCGUGCGCCCCGCUGCCCUGAGGGUGGAGAGGCGGCGGGGCCGCGCUGAGCCCCGGGGCUUGCUGUGACCUGGGCUUUGUCACGUCGGAGCGCACAAAAUGCAAAUGCCAUUGCCCGAUAAAAGCCUCUGAGUGAGCACGAGGCCCACGGGGCGCUGUGCUGUCGUUCCUUUAAGCCGUGGCCAGUCUGACAGCGGCAGGUGUAGGCGGGGACACCUUCCCUGGGCCAGGCAAUGACGCCAUCCCUGGGCCGGGCAGGUGGUGCACACCUCCUGCCCACGGAACGGCCGGACUGGAGCUCUCUUCAGUGUUCUCUCAAAUGAGAGGAAUUGGUUUUUCCCCUCUCUGUGGACAUAAUUGUGUUCUGAUAGUAUCAUGACGAACAUUGUGAAGGGUCUGGAAAGGAAGCCAUUUGAGGAGUACCUGAGGUCACUUGGCUUGUUCAGCUGAAGUCAGACAUUAUUGUGGUCCUGGAGCUUCCUCAUGAAGGCCAAUGGCGGGACAGACACUGAUCUCUGCUCUGGUGACCAGUGGCGGCACUCAAGGGAAUGGCUGAAGUUGUAUCGGGGGAAGUUUAGGUUGGAUAUAAGGAAAAGGUUCUCCCCAACAGAGGAAUUGGGCACUGAAGAGGCUCCCCAAGGAACUGAUUACAGCACCAAGCCUGACAGAGCUCAAGGAAUGUUUGGACAGGGCUCUCAGGCCCAUCUUGGGGCUGUCCUGUGUAGGACCAGGAGCUGGACUCAGUGAUUUUUGUGGGUUCUUUACAAGAUCUAAAGGGACAUGAGAGAAACAGGAAAAAAAAGAUCAUGCAUAGAAGAACAGUUAUGUUCAUGGAUCAUAAACCAUGAAAUAGACCAUAAAAAUGGUAUUACAUAAAUCAUGCUGCUGAUUUUUCCAAGCCUGCUGUUAGGAUUUGCUGCAUACUGCUCACCUGGAAAGAAUGGCUUGUUGGGAAUUCCUGACUACUUUCGGAAUAUUUCAGAUGUGAUGCAGAUUGCAAAUGUGAGCUUGAAAAUCACAUCAGGAUGCCCAGAGAUGAGCGAGCAUUUCUCUGCCAGAACAGGAAGAUCUAUGGCACAUUCUUGUAGCUGACCAGCAUAUGGAGGACUCUCACUAAAGAUCUAGAUUAAAUUACCUAGGAACUGCUGUAAUUCAAAAAGAAAAUACAGCUGCCGGAGGAGGGAGGUGUGGAGGAGCGGAGAGGCGACCCCCAUCACAGACCUGCGGGGCGUGACCCUGUGCCUGCACCGCGCUCCGCUGCCCGACUGACAGGUCCCGGCUCUCGCCGGCGCUUCCAGCGGCAGCUCCUCCCUUCUGGCCAGAUGGACAGCACAGCCUGGACCCGGGCUCCGGGGGACCCGGCUCGGGGCAGAAAGCAGCCUUUUAUAGCCGGCACGCCGGGCUGCGGCUCACACCUACACACUCCGCUGCCGAGCACAGCGCCGCUGCCGGGACCCACAGCCCCGCCCGUCGCUGCCCAUGGCGCCGCUGCCCCCGCUGCUGCUGCUGCUGCUGCUGCUGCUGCCGGCGGCCGUUUAUAAAGGCACUUUUGGGGAAGCCCGUUUGAGAAAUCGAAGAGGAAUUCUGGAAUUGGCCGGAGCCAUCAGAUGCACCACAGGGCGCUCUCCCUUUGCCUACCUGCGCUACGGAUGCUACUGUGGCCUGGGAGGAAAAGGAUGGCCCAAGGACCGAGUAGACUGGUGCUGCUUCCACCACGACUGCUGCUAUGGGAGGGCAGAACAAGCAGGCUGUCAGCCAAAGACUGAAAGUUACCACUGGGAAUGCAAAGACAAUUCUGCUGUGUGUGACUCACUAGAAGAUAAAUGUCAAAAAAUGGCAUGUGAAUGUGACCGUGAAGCUGCCAAAUGUUUUUCUAAAGCUCCCUACCACAGAAAAUACCUUUUGUGGCCAGACUUUAUGUGUGGUGAGAUUCAGCCUUUGUGUAGGUAUUAGAUACGUAACUCUUAUAUAUAUUUAAAUCCAAAAUUACUUUUUUUUUUUUUUUGGCCACAGUAAUGGCAAGAAAUUAUUUUCCCCCUUCUUGAUACUCUUUCAUUCCACCUCAGCCUCUCUACCUCAAAAUGUAAAUGUAAAAAAGUAAACAUUUUUCCUGUCCUUUACUUUCUCCCAUGCAUUAAUUAUUGACUAAAUAGAAAUCUGAGUUUAUUACCUUAAGGAGUAACUGACAAUCUUAAUAUUUGUUUAUAUUCAGAUUCACAGAUUAUUCAGAUUGAUAAUAUUAUUCACUGUGAACUUUUUAUCCCCCCUUCAAAUCAAACUUCUCGACUAACAGACCUUAGCAUUUGUUAACUUUCAACUGACUGGAAAAAGUUCAUGAAGUGACAGUGUCAGCACAAAGAGCCCUCUCAUCUACAUUAAACACUUACUACAAAGCCUAA
Taeniopygia guttata (zebra finch) is the source of this 2539-nucleotide messenger RNA. NCBI's taxonomy places the organism in Eukaryota, Metazoa, Chordata, Aves, Passeriformes, Estrildidae. The record is from RefSeq and is a predicted model, not a curated record.